AUGCCAAAUGGGGCGAGAGCCGCACAGUCCCCCAAUGAGGCACCGCCGGCCCAGUACUACGACCUGGCGGACCGCCUAGUCAGCGCGCUGGGCGCCGCGCUAGACACGGAGGAGAGCGGCGCCAGCGAGUCGGCGUUGCGCCGCAGCGCCGACCCCGCGCGCGCCGCCAUCCGCGAGUUCACCGCCGACUGGGCGAGCGCGGCGGGGGACGCCAGCCACGUGGCGCUGUCCGCCGCCAUCCGGGAGCUGGCGGAGCACUACCGGCGGGAGGGGCAGCGAGCCCGCCUGCCCCGCCAGGUGGUGCAGAGCAUACGGCAGAAGCUGGAGCAGGCGCGGCAGGCAGUGCAGAGCGCACCCUCCCGUCAGCUGCUCGUGGAUGGCGGGGUCAAGGCCUGA
Auxenochlorella protothecoides is the source of this 396-nucleotide messenger RNA. RefSeq lists its product as hypothetical. The transcript has 2 exons. The record is from RefSeq and is a predicted model, not a curated record. Gene Ontology annotation, cellular component: photosystem II; chloroplast thylakoid lumen. Lineage: Eukaryota; Viridiplantae; Chlorophyta; Trebouxiophyceae; Chlorellales; Chlorellaceae. Bases 1 to 396 code for a protein of 131 amino acids. Gene Ontology annotation, biological process: photosystem II assembly; photosystem II repair.